Molecule: messenger RNA, 1407 nt
Organism: Danaus chrysippus (African queen)
Lineage: Eukaryota; Metazoa; Arthropoda; Insecta; Lepidoptera; Nymphalidae
Source: the annotation of a GenBank genome assembly
AUGGAAUCUGAAGCUCGAGAUUCGACAUCAAAUGUCAUUCAGACGUCUCGGAAAUCAUUGUAUAUGAUUUUUAAAGAGAGUCCUGCUAAAAACUUAGAUGAUAAAGUAUCAUUUAUGGAAAAUAAGCUUCGAGAAAUGAUGAAAUGUCCCCGGAACGAGUUUCAAACCUUAGGUCACGAUUUAAGACAUUUUAAAUCAGAUUUAAAAAAGAGAUGGGUAUCGUGCAAUUAUAUUGAAGACAGAUUUAUGAAAAAGAACGAAAGAUGGCUUAGUAAUUCAAUACCAGUACAUACAUGGAAGCAAAACACCAAGCCAGGGCGCCCAAGCAAGGACUUCCAAGAAUUGACUGAUCGCAGUAAAAGACGGAAAACAAAACAACUUCGAAAUGCUGCGGCUUCGAAACUUAUAAAAGAUGCAACAUCUUCACCAACAAGAGCGAAGCGGUACAGAAAAGUAAUAAAUACUACUCUAGAACCAAAAAUAAAAAAGUACACACCUGAUGAAGCUUUGCGCAUUUUUAUCGAAGGUGGCUUUACAAGGAAACAAUGGGAGUUACUGCACAAAUCAACUAAAGGUAUAUUCCCUUGUUAUACCCUUAUUAGAGAAGCAAAGAAACUCUGCUAUCCAAAACCAGAGGCAAUUCAAGUAACGGAGACUUGUGUAGAAGUUGUGCUCCAAGACUUACUGGAUCACACAGCUAAGAGACUUUGUCUUUAUCUUGAAGAUGUACUCCAAAACUGUACAACAAAAGAAUUGAAAAAUCUGGAGCUCAUUUCAAAAUGGGGUUGUGAUGGCUCUCAUCAAACUCCCUACCAACAAAAGUUUUUAGACAGCUCUCAUGAUGACUCUCAUAUAUUUCAAAGUUCAUUGGUACCCUUGAGAUUACAGUCACAUAUCGGAAACAAAAUGAAGACUUUAUGGCAAAAUCCGACACCAUCAUCUACUCGGUUUUGUCGGCCAAUCCGGAUUCGAUUUCUCCACGAAACAGUAGAUAUAACAAAUGAUGAAAUAAAAUAUGUAGAAGACCAAACCAAACAACUAGUAAGAACUGAAAUAGAAAAUCAUUAUAGAGGCACUUUCGUGCGACAUACAUUACUCCCGACCAUGGUUGAUGCAAAAAUUUGCAACGCAGCUACUUCCACGUCAUCCACUAUGAGAUGUUACAUAUGUGGCAAAACUUCCAAAGCUUUUAAUGAUCUCGAAAAUUUAAAUGCAGAGGAUCCUCAAUCAUUAAGAUUCGGAUUACUGCUGCUCACAUCAGAUCCAUUUAUAAGUUGUUUACGGAAACUUAACCCGAGCAAAAGCCAGCCUUUCAUGAGAGAAACUAUUGAGUUGUUCGAGCCGGAAGAACUGGAUUCAGAAGUAGACCAAUUAACAAGUCUUGCUUACUCUGAUGAAUCAGACUAA